Molecule: messenger RNA, 14166 nt
Organism: Lymnaea stagnalis (great pond snail)
Lineage: Eukaryota; Metazoa; Mollusca; Gastropoda; Lymnaeidae
Source: the annotation of a GenBank genome assembly
GCCAUACGAUUUAAGUAGCAGUCUAGGCCACAGAAUUAUUGUUUGGUCUACAUUUUUUUGAUUUUGUAGUUAACUACAGUACAACAAUCACAGGGAACGUCGCUUAUCAGUAUCUAUUAGGUGGAAGUUGGUGGAAGUGAAAGGAAAGGAUGGCAAAUCGAGGACUUUCAAGGGUCCUUGGGAAUUGCCUUCACCACGAAAAUGCCAGAAUUCACCGUAGCAUCAAUGCAUCAUCGCUGCUUAAUAGAACUUGGAGUUAUCGUUUUCACAAAGGAAGAAGUAAUAAUAUAUCAACAUCAACGGAUUACCCAGAAUUUAGAGAUUUGCCUCACAUCAAAACACAUAAUGACUUAUACAAAUUCAGCAUUGAAGAUCCUGAACUAUUUUGGUCUAGACUUGCACGAUCUAGACUGACAUGGAGUAAAGACUUCUCUACAGCUUGUAAGAGUGACUUCAGUAAAGGAAAGUUCGGAUGGUUUGAAGGAGGAGUUUUAAAUGCUUCUGGUUUGUAAUUUUGUUUCAAAGUUGCUAGAUCUACUAAAGCUAGGCCUAAUCAAAUCAUAACUAAGAAACUUGUUGGACUUUGUACCUAUACAAGUUGAGGUUUAAUAUAAACGGGAUAGAAUACAGUCUGUCUCUAGCAUAUAUAUGGUAAUUAAUAAUAAUUAAUAAAUAGUUAGUUAAAAUUGAACUGCUCAAUAUUAAACUAUAUUUUUUGGUCAGCCAAUGAUUUAGCCCAAGUAGCAGUGACUCACACUUAAGCAAAAAGCCUACCUGAGUAGCUAGAAAUGUUUUUCAGAACUGUAAAAACAGAACCAUGAGCAAUCUUGUGCAUUUUGAAGAGAUAUUUGUCAUACCUAUAUGAUUCAUAUGGGAUAAAAGCAAACAUAAUUAUGGCAUAUGUUUAUUGAGUGGUUAUCUUGAGUUGUUGGAAAAGUUCAAUAAAAAAUAAUGCAGAUUGAUAGGCUCCUACAUGCAGGCCCAUUAAUUCAAGACGAAGGCAUUCUGUCAUACAAAAGCUACUCUUGUUUUAAGCAACAUACAUUCACAAUGCAAAAUAAACUAUUUCUUUGCUCAAAUAAAAAAAAAAACUAUAAAUAUAAAGAUGAAACUGGGAACUUACAGUUUUUUUAAAGUGAAUGGAGAAGCAAAUAGAAGUGCAAGUUGUUUUAUAUCGUAUUAUAACUCUCUUAUAAGUAGCUGGUGAGAAUGAGAACCUGUUUACAUCAUCAGCACUACUUAGUAAGUUUUGAGAGUGCACAAUUUUUGUUGGUCAUGUCAUAACAUGGACAUGAACAUGAAAGUCUAAGCAAUCAUUUAAUGUUAAUAAAAUUAAUAUGCAUUUAAUUAAUGUGUUAUUGUAAAUACAUUGAAUGUAUAAUAAUUGUAUUUUUUGUCGAUUCCAGUAAAUUGCAUAGACCGCCAUCUUGAGAAAAGGGGAGAUGAAAUAGCUUUAAUAUGGGAGAGGGAUGAACCUGGUACACAUCGAUUUUAUACAUACAAGUGAGUUGUUCAAUGUACAUAGUUGCAAUUGGCUUUUAAAAAUAUAUAUCUUGUCCACAGUGUGUAUAAUUACAAGUGUACAAAUGAUUUGAAAUAUUUGUAAUGUUACAGCAAGGACUUCAUUUGGGUAGGGCAGGGUGGGGCAUUUGCAGGUUUUAUUUAAAUUGCUAUGUACUAGGGCGCCUCCAGUAAUAAACAACUUAACAAGUCGACCAAAUUGUAGUUUUGCCCCUCUCCCCUGAAAAACCAGAAAUGCCACCCCUGCGUUACAGGCGUUGAAGAUUAUAUAAUACACAUUUUGCAUAUUUUCAAUAUUUAAAAAACUGAGAUAUAAUAAAUAACUAAUGUUCGUGUCAUCUUAAUAUUUGCAGUUUAGGUUAAGUUUUUUUUAUUUGUAAGAUUGUAAGGUAUAAAAAGUUGCACAAUUCAAUCUGCUUUAAGUGACAUUGCGAUUUGUUGAUGACUGUUUGAAAUUAAAUGUUUGACAUGACAUAUCUAAUCUUUAGACAACCAAAUUUUAAACUUCCAAAAAAGAAGUUUAAGUAACUUAUCUAAUUAAGACCCAUUAUUAAAAAAAAUAAAAAUAAUAAUUGUUGUAAAGUGAAUUCAUUUACUGCAAGGACAACAACUUUGAAAGCUUUUACCAACUAAUUUAAGCUUGACAACAUUGACAAAUAUUUGACUAACUUUGUGCCAUAAUUUUUUUUGUUAUCCCAGAAAACUCUCUGAGAUGGUGGGAAAAAUUGGAAAUCUCUUGACCAACAGUGGGGUCAAGGCUGGAGACAGAGUUGCAAUUUAUCUGCCCAAAUCUCCCACUGCUAUAGCCACCAUGUUGGCAUGUGCCCGGAUAGGGGCAAUUCACAGUGUUGUGUUUGCUGGAUUCAGUGCUGAUGCCUUAGCUGGGAGAAUUAAUGAUGGUAGGUCUGUGUAUUAUAUUGGGGAGAAUUAAUGAUGGUAGUUCUGUGUUUUAUGAGGGAGAAUUAAAGAUGGUAGGGAUCUGUUUCGCUAGGGAGAAUUGUUGAUGGUAGGUCUGUAUUUAUAUGAAGGGAGAAUGAAUGACGGUGGGUAUGUAUUUCUUUAGUACUUGACAGCGAUGUUACAUUUUGGUACAUAUUGGUCUAUUAGAGUUUCUGUUAAAAAAAUUGUCAUCCUAAGUGUAUACUUCCGCUUUAUCUUUUAGCUCAAGCAGAGACGGUUGUGACAGCCAAUCAAACAAUUCGUGGGGGUAAACUUAUUGAACUAAAAAAGAUGGUGGACGCUGCAGUCAGCAAAAGUCCUUGUGUGAAACGUGUACUGGUCUACUACAGGACGGAAGCAAAAGUUCCGAUGGGUAAACUGGACAUUGACAUGACUAAGGUUUUUAUAUGGUUGUGUCCCCUGUGUAAGCUAAUAUAGUAACUAACUGAACAGAAUUUAACAAAUUUUUUUUAGUGAAUACCUGAAUUUAUAUUGUUUAUUUAAUUUUGUAAAAAAUGCAGUUAUAUUACAAAGCUUUGUACUUAGUCUUUUGUUGUACUUAACAGUAGACUUAGAUUAUCAUUAGAAAAAAAGGUUGUAUGAAAUGGCAGUGCAGCUUAAUUUUGAAUUUUCAGGCAAUGGUGCAAGAGUCUCCCAACUGCCCUGUAGUAGAGAGAAAUAGUGAAGAUACAUUGUUUAUGCUCUACACCUCUGGAAGUACUGGAUCCCCUAAAGGAAUUACUCACUCAACUGCUGGCUACUUACUCUAUACAAAUGUCACAUUUAAAGUAAGAAAUAGUAAACAAAUUUGAGUCCUGUUUUGUGAUUGGGUAAGAUGUUUGUGAUUGGAUGUUCUUAAGUGAAUAUUUUAAAGAUGUAAGUUCCAUUUCAAUGGUUGUAAAAUAUAUCAGUUCUUCUGAAAUAGGUGGUCCACAUAACUUUCAGUCCCUGGUUCACAAAAGGUGUGAUACUUUUAAAGAUUUUAAAAAAGGGACUAAUAGCCAGCGGUCCCUGCUGCUAAUUCCUGCACAAUGCACUAUUAAAGAAUGGAUGACAGGAAAAAAAUGGUUUUUGUAUGUGAUAUAAGUAAAAUGUAUAAGUAAUAUUAAGUAUAAUGUAAAGUGUUAUGUAUAUGGUAAUAUAAGUACAGUUUAGUUUAAGUAUUAUUCUGAUUAACACAAGCUAAAAGUUGCAUCUUAAUUAAUAUUUUUACCUUCCCAAAACUUUAAGUUUUUGAAAACUGUGAUGGUUGGUAUUCUCAAAAUAAAAUAAAAAUCUUUUACCCAGCAUGCCUUUGACUACAAUGUGGGUGAGAAGUUUGGCUGCGUGGCUGACAUUGGCUGGAUCACGGGUCACUCGUAUGUCUUGUAUGGGCCGUUGUCUAAUGGAGGCACUACACUCCUCUUUGAAAGUACACCUUUAUACCCUGACCCAGGUAAGGAAGUUCCCAGUUGAUAAGCUUUUGUACAAAUUAAAAAUACAGAUCCACCUUGGCUAAGGCAUAUAUUAUGCAAUUUUUGGUUUAAAAAAAUAUGUGUCCUUGUUUAGUAGAUUGAAAGAUGUGAUAAAUGCUUUUUUGGUAUUUAUCUAAUAUAUUCAACGUUGCCAGCUUUUUUUACCUUACUAAAUCAUUUGUCUUACUAUCAGGUCGUUACUGGGAGAUGGUUGAAAGGCUCAAAUUAAACCAUAUUUACCUGGCACCUACUUCACUGAGAAUGUUGUUAAAAUCUGGCGAUGAGUAUGUCAAGAAGUAUGACAGAUCAAGUUUACGAAAACUUGGAUGUGGUAAUUAGAAUUAAUUUGUUAUCAAUUUUUUAAAUUCAAAAUCCAAUUUUAGAGGGUUUAUUUGUAGUAAUGGCAUUACUGGUGGUCCUAGGACUAAUGACAGUUCUGUUAGCAGUCAGACUAAUGGCAGUACUGGUAGCCCUGUAGUAAUGGCAGUUCUGGUAAACCUGUGGUAAUGGCACUACUGGUAGCCCUGAUAUCAACUAAAUAAUUCUACCAUUAGUAAAAACAAGAAUUUCCGCACAAUUUAAUCUCAUAGUGAAAUAUUUUUGUUUUAUUUCAGUUGGUGAGCCUCUGAACCAUGAAGCUUGGGAGUGGUACUACAAUGUAGUGGGGGAGAGGAGGUGUGACAUCAUUGAUACCUGGUGGCAGACAGGUAAUACAAUUCUUCUUAGAUUUAUUAUGACCCUCAUUGGUUGUAAUCAGCUUUCAUUGACUGCCAUUGACUCUCAUUGACUGUAUUCAGUUCUCACUUACUGCCAUUGACUCUCAUUGGUUGUAAUCAGCUUUCAUUGACUGCCAUUGACUUUUAUUGCCUGUAAUCAGCUCCCACUGACUGCCAUUGACUCUCAUUGGCUGUAAUCAGCUUUCAUUGGCUGCCAUUGACUCUCAUUGACUGUAUUCAGUUCUCACUUACUGCCAUUGACUCUCAUUGACUGUAUUCAGUUCUCACUUACUGCCAUUGACUCUCAUUGACUGUAUUCAGUUCUCACUUACUGCCAUUGACUCUCAUUGGUUGUAAUCAGCUUUCAUUGACUGCCAUCGACUCUCAUUGACUGUAUUCAGUUCUCACUUACUGCCAUUGACUCUCAUUGACUGUAAUCAGCUCUCACUUACUGCCAUUGACUCUCAUUGACUGUAAUCAGCUUUUAUUGACUGCCAUUGACUCUCAUUGACUGUAAUCAGCUCUCACUUACUGCCAUUGACUCUCAUUAACUGUAAUCAGCUCUCACUGACUGCCAUUGACUCUCAUUGGCUGUAAUCAGCUCUCACUGACUGCCAUUGACUCUCAUUGGUUGUAAUCAGCUUUCAUUGACUGCCAUUGACUCUCAUUGGCUGUAAUCAGCUCUCACUGACUGAUUGACUCUCAUUGGCUGUAAUCAGCUCUCACUGAAUGCCAUUGACUAUCAUUCUGACAUGUGAUCCAGAAUAUAUUUAUUAGGCAGCCACCCAUAGAAAUACAUUUUUAGUUUCAUUAUGAAUGUGUUAUUAUUAUCAGUAUGAAAAAUCCGUAUAGUAUUCCAUAUUAUCUGAUCUAAAAAAAACAACUUGAUCCAGAGGCUUCAUUUUUAAUAUAAAUAUAAUCAUGAAAUUUGAUAGUUGAUUUGAUGCAUUAUAAAAUUAGGAAAUGCUCAUUAAAUGUUAUAUAUGAUCUCACAACAUUUAUGAAAGUUACUGUUUUAUUUUUGUUUAUAAAAAACUUCAUUAUUGAAAUUCAUUUCUUGGACCAGAGACUGGUGGAAUCUGUAUCAGUCCAAGACCUUCAGAAAUAGGAGCUGAUAUCCAACCAGGCAUGCCAAUGAGGCCCAUGCCAGGGAUCGACCUAGCACUUUUUGAUUCCCAGGUUAAUUUUUAAAUAGAUAAAUAAACUUAAACUUAAUUUAGGAGCAAAGAGGUGAAAAAAGGGAGAUAACUGACAAAAAAAGUAAUUCAUGUGUUAUCUGGUUGUGUUGUCACAAAUAUGAGAUUGUAAAUACAAUGGUACAUUUUUAAACCUAGAAAGGGUGGCUGUGUAAAUAUUAUGGUACACUUUUAAACCUAGAUAGAAUGGUUGUAGAAAUAUAAGGGCACGAAUAUAAACAUUGAAAGGAUGCUUUAAAUAAACAUAUUAUACAUUGUAAUAAUGUAAAAAAUCUAUUUUUGUUGAACACCAAUUAUUAAUGAUAUGCCUAGAAUUGCUCCAAUAAAACUCCAAUAAUGCUUAUUUUGACCUUCAUCUUUGAAAGGAAUAAACGAUUUUUGAUGUUCCAUCCAGGGCAAAGAAGUUAAAGGAGAAGAUGUUGAAGGUGCUUUAUGUAUUCGUAGACCAUGGCCCGGAAUGGCAAGGACUAUUUACAGGGAUCAUGACAGAUUCUUAAAGACCUAUUUUCAGACAGUUCCUGGUAAGCUGAAAUAAGAACUCUUGGGCAUUCAAAUUAUGCCAGAAUGAUCAAUACAUUGCUCAUGGACCCUCAAAAUAUGGAAGUAGAAGUAUGGCUCAAUUUUUCUCAUUUUUUUAACUUGCCCUAGUUAUAAUGCCAUUUUCCCGAGUUUACUUGUUAAUUAAUUUACUGGUUAGAUAAUAAGCUUAUAAUGACACAUUUUUCAUUCAAUAUUUGUAGAUGUCUAUUACACUGGUGAUGGUGCUCAUCGUCACAAGGAGGGCCACUAUCAAAUAACUGGACGCAUGGACGAUGUCCUAAAUGUCAGUGGACACAGAUUGGGUACAGCGGAGAUUGAAGAUGUCAUGGUGAGUUGUCAGCAGUCAUUUUUAGGUAUCAAUGGAGGAUUAGCAUUACCUAUAGACAUAUUUAGUAUUUUCAUGGUUUUUUAUAAUUCAAAGGUCAGGGGUUAGUUAUAAGUCAUGGUUUGUUGCAAUUCAUCUUUUUAUUAGUUGCAAUAAUUCUUAAAAUAACUCCUAAAUAAUCAACAAGUUCACAAGCUGAACCAAAAAAUAAAAUACUGAUUGAUUUGGCAAUGCCCAGCAACUUUUUUUCAUGUACAGCACACCUAGACCCUUCUCAGAAUUCCUGGGCUUACCGAAAGAAAAGCACAAACAUAUUUCAGUUCAGAGUAAAUAUGUGAAAUUUACAUGAACCAGUGAAACUUUGAUGUUAAUUUGCAGGAUACAUUUAACAUAUAUAAUAUUAAAAAAAUAGUAAGAAAAAGAAUAAUAAAAAAGCUUCAAAUUUAACUGAAAAUUAUCAAAAAGCACCGUUGCCAAGAUAAACUAAGUGAUCGAAAAAUCUAAUAUUUAGUAAUAUUGAAUUUAAAAAUGACAGACCACAGCUUGUCUGGCUUCACUUAGCUGUUUUAUACCUGGCUUGAUAGCUCACAAAACAACUCCUAUUUCAAUAUUAUUCUUUCAAGCACGACUGAAUAUAUUGGCUUAUAAGUUUUUAUGAAGAGCCUGAAAGCUUUGUCUAUAAUAAGAGAGUUGUGGAAUAUUAUGAGUAGAACAUCAAUGAUGUCAUUGAAAGUUUGAGAUUGUUCUUCAUUGAUUGAAAUCUAAAGGAAAAUAAAAUCAAGUUUAAUUAUGGUGAAUUUUAAUUUCAGUGGCUUAUCAUUCCAUAAAGAAGUGGUAGAAAUAACCCACCAAACAAUGGCAGCGCCAAUGCAUGAACUUCCCAUCUACUAAAGUUACCUUGCAAAACAUGCAUUCAAGUAAAGCACUUUAUAAGAACCUGGGAAUUUUAUUGUGCUCGCCUUUUGAAUACAGCGUCACCGCCAUACAUACAUGCCCAGAGAAUUAUUAUUUGUGAUUUUUGCGCAUAUUUAUGAAGUAUUUUUGAGUGUUGUGCAAAAAGGGUAUCUGAACCCAUUGUAGCCUGGCUUCUCCAGACGAAGUGUUUAAAUGGAUUUGUCAAAUUUCUAUUGCUUCAUUGUUAGAUGCUCUCAAGAAAAAACAAUUACAUCUUGUUUUUGUGUGACAUCAUCUGGAUGGGUUCAAUUAUGUUAUGCUUAAGGUUGAGUUUCUUUUUGAGUCUGUUUAAUGUAUCUGAACUUGUCUUUUAUACAAUUUUAUUCAUUCAGAUGUUCAAACAAAAGUUCAUCUGGUAGUAUAUCUAUCACCUGGGGAUAGUUCGUCAUAAUUUUUUUUUGACCAACAAUUUCAGAUGAAUGCAGCAGUGUGUAGCCUAAUUUUUAUUGUUAAACUUUCUCUUUAACUACUGGUAUCCAUCAUUUACAGCAACACAUCUGUUAAAAAACCAAUGCAAAUAUUCCAUUUUGUCAUAAGUGUUGAAGAAAUCAGAUGUUACUAAUCAUCAGUAUUCCACUGUGGAAUUUCAUUGCAAAAUAAAUAAUACUCUCUGAUGGAAAUGCUGAUCAACAAAACACACAAAACCAAUGAUAUAUGCCUGCUCUUAGGGUGAGACUGAACUUAAUAUACUUCAUUAACAUAUUCAUUUCCUGAUUUCCAGGCAUGCUGGUUAAAUGAACAUUUCAUCAACAGUUUUUUUCUUUCUUUUCUGUUCUGCUAUUAACUUUGCAACAAGGUGACCAGCUUUCAAAACUUUGACAGACGAUCUCAAUCUUACAUCUGGUUGAGAAUUUAUGCUCAACCUUGUUAGAGCAAUUAUUUUCAUUUUAGACAGUGAGUCAGUUUACUCACCAAAGAGACAUGAGCACAAAUUUUGUGCUGUAUGCCUAAGAAAGUAUGACCUCUUGGUAAUUAUUUAAUCAUUGUUACAUUUAUCAACACACUUUUUAUCAUUUACGUGCCCACGCACGUAGAAACUGUGCGUUUCCUAAUUUUGAAGUCAUUUAGCAGUGGCACACCUAGCAUAAUCAUGCGGCACCCCGGAUGCAGAGCUCUGAUUUUGGAAUUAAUUUUGUUUGGUACUCUCUGCAGCAUGAGCAUCUGGGUGCCAUUCCAAUAGGUUUUAAUUAACAAUAAGAUGAGUAGCAUAAUUCAUGUCUAUUGAUUACUAUGCUGAUUCUACUAAGUCCAUCAAUAGAGUUUGAUUCUGUUUUCCAGGAUGAUCAUCCUGAUGUGGCUGAGACAGCUGUGGUAGGAUUUCCUCAUGACAUUAAAGGAGAAGGUAAGCCAAUAUAUAAAAUCUGAGUGAGUUUCCUUAAGACUGUAUCAAAUAGAACUUUAGAGUCGUAAAUUGCAUUGCUUAUACAGCCUUUAGAGAUUUUCAUAAAAUUAAUUUAUGUAUUGUAAGCUUUUCAUGAAAACACAUUUGCGAAAGAAAGAGAGUGAUAACAUUUUCAUGUGGGUAACAAUAUCUUAAAACCCAAUUAUUUUACACAGGGGAAAAUUUAAUCUUUAUAAAUAUAAUUUUUUCCUUUCCUGUAAAGGGGCGUAAACAAUGAUAGAUUAAAAUUUGCUAUGAAGAAAAGAAAAUAUUUUAUUUGUCCGUUAGUGCACAAAAUCAGUUCAUAGAAAGGUGUGGGUAAUUUUUAUGAGAUUAAUUAGUUAAGAAAUUUAUCUUUCAGAUAUGAGAAUGCUGCAUUUUUACGAUUUUUUCCAUAAAGUAGUUCACGAGCGAGGCAAAAGUUUGAGUUAUUUUUUUCAAUGAAGAUAUCAAAUAUCAAAAUAUUUUACUUACAGAUAUUUAAAAUGAUACAAAGAUUUUUAAAAAGAUUUAAGGACAUUUAAAAAAAUUUUUUAGCGAAUAAGUUUGCUUUGUGGUUUAGGGGUAUGAAAAAGGGUUGGUGGGGGACCUAUAUUUUAUAGAAGAUAAACAUUUCUCACAACCCAAUGAUGUUAGGUAAUGUAAAUGUCUAUACAUGAAUACUUCUUAAAAAUGCUAAAGUCUAAUCUACUAUUUCCUAAAUAUGCAUUUCAAGGGCGAGAAAUUUUUGUUUUUCUUUGAUAAUACAAUUUUUAAAAUCCAAUACAGUUAUGUAAAAAUUAGUAGAUUUUGAGACUUCGCAAGAGCAGGUAGUGUAAUAUGCCUUCCAUUUUUACCCUGGCAACACCUGGUCAUAUCUCCUAGUGUAUAAUAUGGGGGUAUGACUGUAAUUAAGGGCAAAUGACUUAAUAUUGAUUUUUUAAUAUAUGAAGUAUGUGCAUAUGAUUAAUUUAUUUCAGGAAUUUAUGCCUAUGUAGUUCUUAAAGACGGUAGAAAAACAAAAAAAAAUGAAUUGGAUCAACAGCUUCGAAACGCUAUCAAGAAGAAAAUAGGAGGAUUAGCAUUACCUGAAGUAAUUUUGGUAAGGUUUAGAUGUUACAUUCUGUUUGUCUUUACUUAUACAUUCUGUUUGUCUUUACUUAUACAUUCUGUUUGUCUUUACUUAUACAUUCUGUUUGUCUUUACUUAUACAUUCUGUUUGUCUUUACUUAUACAUUCUGUUUGUCUUUACUUAUACAUUCUGUUGUCUUUUUUACUUAUACAUUCUGUUGUCUGUUGAUAAAUUUUAUAGUGUGAUAUUUAAUGUAUAUGUUCCUUCUAUUGACAAACUGCACAAGGAAUACGAUGGACGCUGGCUUCAGUCCAUGUCAGGAUUGAUGACUUACCAAGUACCAAGAUGCCCAGGAAUAAGAAAGAGACUGGCUGAAUCUGCCAUUGGUCUUCUUGUUAACAUUAGGAAACUAGAAUCUGGCUGAAUCUGCCAAUGACAUUGGUCUUCUUGUUAACAUUAGGAAACUAAGUUAUGGGGAAAAAAUAUCAACAUGGUAGACACAAAUCACUGUGGACUACAGCCCACUAAAAGAUGAGAGUACAGAGGGAGCAGUGUACAGUAGAUGGCCUUUGUCACAAGGAAAUCCAUGUAAUUAUCACCAAGGCAAAUCAGAAAUUUAAAAUGCUGGCAUCCACUUGGACAUUUUAAAAUACUUCAAGUUUUCCCCUCUGUGGAUCACAGUGCAGGAAGACCAUUACCAGAUCAGAAUGGAAGCUGGAAGACAACUAGCACAACAGAAGCUGAAAGUUUUCCAGACCUUAUGUGUACAAAGGAUCCAGAGAAUGUUCUGACCAAAGACAAUCUUCCUUGAAAAACUGAGAUGUCGGUUGGUAGUGACAACCAUUACAAAACGCAUACUGCCAAAUUCCCAGUAGAAUGAGGCAAAGUUCACUUCCCAGAACAGUACUAAGAUGGACAUCACAGGGAAGCAAAACCAUAGAAGACCCAAAUGAACCUGUCACAACGCAAUAAAAAAUGAUCUGUGCUAUAGAAACUUGACUGUGCAGGUGGCAGGAAAGAAGUUGCGUUCCUGGCCUUUGCCUCAAGUGCGCUGCAUGAAAAUUCUUGUUACCUAAUUAACAAAAAUAAUGAUCCUUUAGCCCCUUUUUUUCCAUUGUGUUACAUAAAGAAUCUUCACAAUUUUCAUGGACUGACAUAAACAUCUUACAAAGCGCUGGCGAUGUUGUGACCCAUACACCUUUAAGAAUACUUUGUAUAUCACAUUUUGUAAGUACCACAUCUCUUUUAUUUCCAAUGAUAACUGAAAUUGCUUGGUAAAUUUUUAUUCAGCAGUGAAACCUCUCAUCUAUUGGCCAGAAACAAAUAGUUCUCUGCCUGUUUUAAUAAAUUUACUUCUGUUUCAUGUUUUAGUUCACUCCUGGGCUCCCAAGAACACGUUCUGGAAAAAUAAUGCGUAGAAUUUUACGAAAGGUUGCAUCCAACAAGUUCGAUGAGCUUGGGGACACUAGUACUCUGAGUGAACCUGAAAUUGUAGACUUCAUUAUUAAUAAACACAAGGAACUGCUGAAAGAAACAUCAUCCAAAGUAAAAGCUUAACAAAGGUUGUAUUAAUAUUAGUCCUAGUCCAUUGUCAGAGUAAACACUUGUAACUCCAGAAAGCAUUUUAAAUCUAUUUUGAAUGAACCUUGAAGAUCCUCUUAUAUGGGUAAAAAUUAAGCAAUCAAAAAAUUAAGCAAUCCAUUUAGAUUAUGUUCUAUGUAAAUAUUGAUAAUGAAAUAAACCCAGUUUAUUUAUUCAAGAUGUUUGAGAUUAAUUGAUGAAUAAAAAGUAGCUUGACUUUAUAUUUAUAUAAUGAAAAGACUUUCCUAACAAUACUUUGAAAUUGAUGAUUAAUUUUUUGGCUUAUGGUAAAUAGACACACAGACUGAACUGUAUUUUGAUGUUAGAGAUGCCCAGCUGAAUUGAUUCAAUGCCAACAUGUUCCCUUAGAUUUAGAAUUAUAAACUGAAAUACUUUGUUCAUUGUUGAAUGCCAGCUCAAGUAUUUAAAAUAAACAUUGUACAAGCCACCACAAAAAAAUUGACAAUUUGUAUGAUUUUAUACAUUGCUAAACAUCUUAAAAAAUCUUACUCUGCAAAGGUGGAAUACCCACAGUGGUGACAAAACGUAUUUUGGCCACCACAUUAAUUAUAUUAAUUUCAAUUAUUUUAUAUAUGUUUUUGUUAUGAUUUUAGUUCUUUCCAAUUAAGCUUGUUUGGAAUAUUUACUCCAACCCAAAUUUGUUUUGAAUGUGUAUUUCACAAUUACCAUUUGUUUUUCUAAUCUGCCUUAAGUGCCAUGUCAGAGUGUUAAAAGCCAUUCUAUAAAAUGAUUUAUACAAAUGCAUAAUUAUAUAAAAUUUACAUACUGGUAUGUCUUAUUUAUACAUAAUCAACAAUAUCUUUUUUAUUGCUCUAUAUUGAAUGUGAUAUUUUAAAGGUUUACUCUGUUACAUAUAUCAGUGGCAUCAUGUACAAAUAAAAUAACAACACUCAAAGACUUUUUAACUUCAAGGUUUACUUUUCUCCUUUAAUGAGUAAACUAGGGCAGCUGAUAUAUUAUCUAUUUAUUGUAAUAUAACUUUUAUAUGUUUUAUUUUCAUAGUUUGGAAAUAAGUUAAAGGAGUCGGCGCCUUUUUAGAGGGAAUUUUAAAAAAAACAACUAUUUAUUCAAAUGAUUGCCAAAGAGUUUCAAUACUCUUGAGCGUCAAAAUAAGCUCAAAAUGUUUUUUUAAAUUAUGUUUCCUAUCAGAACCACCUAUUAUUUUACUACUGCCACCCAUAAAAUGUUUGAUGUGCCAUGAGAAGAGACAAUCUGUAUCCAUGUUAAAUUUGUAGCCACUAGGGAAUGUGUUACAUCUUAUUUAUAUAUGCAUAUUUGUGAUUUUGGCAACAUCAAUAUUUAUAUAAUGUAAUUGGAUUGUGUGUUCUUUCAAGUGAUUGAAUGCCAUUAUCAGUGGUGUAGUCAUGCCUUAUUUAACAUUAAAAUGUCUUGUAAUUUGUAAAUAGCCCUGGUACUAUUUUAUUAAGGACUACAUCAUCGCCUGUUAUCACAUGGUUUUUGUGACAUAAUUUAAGAAAUUUUCUACAGAUUUAAUAGGCCAAAAUUUAGUAUAUUAUUUUAUAUGUAUAAAUAGUUGAAGUCUUAGCAGUGUCAACCUCACAUUUCCUCCGGUGUUAUUUAACAUCUACUUGUUAUUUUACUUGCCCAAAAAAAAAAAAGAAUGAUUAAUCAAAUUUAAACAAAAUACAAUGAAUUAUUACCCAGUGUUCUAAACUUUAUUUUAUAUACUUUCCAUAUUCCUCCAGCAACUGAAUGGUAUAAUGCAUAUCUAACAUUCAGAGAAUAGAUUUUAUUUCCCACCUACAUUCAUUUGCUGUUUUUGGCUGUAACUUUAUUUUCCUGCAAGUGAUGAAGAUACCAGUACAAUUGUUUUUUUUUUAUUGUGAAUGUUUUUUUUAAAGCUGUAUUUUACAACCAAAGAUAAAGAUAGUCUAUCAGUUUGAUCAAAAACCUUUUACUAUAUCCAGAAGAAAAUGAUAUCAGUUUUAAAAUUGCAGUUGAAUGCAGUCUGAAUCACAUGUAGAUACAAUUUAUCCUGGAUGCAGAGUCUGAUGUCUCCGAAAGUUUUUGUACCACAGCUUAUUAUCCAUUAUUAUUCAGUAUAUUUAACCAGACUUAUUAUUUCAUUGAAAGGCAGUUGUUUCAUUUGUAAUCCCUUAAGUUUCACUAGACUGAAAUUUAUAUGAGAAGCCCUAAAUUUCUAGGUUUAUGUUUCAAAAAUCUAUUUUAAAACUGUCAUUAAAUAUAAUAUUUGUAAAGUUAAUCAGAAGAAUUUUUAACUGCCUGUUUUUAUUGAUAUCUCAACAAUGUAAUCAAAACAAUUUUCAUUUGUUUUGAUCAAUAUAAGAAUCUUAUCUCGUCAUAUUAAAUUUAAAUGUUUACAAAAAUGUUUGUAAGGGGCUAUUUAUUGAUGUCAUUAAAAAAGGUAAAUAAAAUGGAUGAAAAUUUUAUCAUUGUUGACUUUUUCUUGCAGUUGGUGAGAUGUGAAUGUCAGGACUGCAGCAUUACAGGCUUUCUCACCCUUUU